UCUAAAGAGCUCGUAAAAAACCUAAUCGUGUCGAAGAUAAUGGAGACAUCUGGCCAGUCUUCUAGUACUACAUUAGGAUUUCAAAAAGGCGUCACAUAGAUGUUUUCUCAACUGAUGAAAAUAGCUUUCCAAUCCAGUGAACGAAUUUGCAAUAAAUACAUCGCGCAUGUAGGCACCGCUCAGAGACCAUCAUCACGAUGACUAAGCACAUUUUGAAGGUCAAUCUAUGCAGAUAGUAGAAUGCUUCGUAUCUUCCGCAAUCCAGGACUGGGUCAACGUUUUAUUCGGAAAACAUUUUCCUUCUCGGCAGUAGCUACCAAGCAGUUUGUAAUAAAGGACCACUAUGAAUUUGACCAAAAGGUUAUCAACAGCGAGAACCCGGUGAUCGUUAACUUCCACGCAGAAUGGUGCGAUCCCUGCAAAAUACUCACACCCAAAAUGGCGGAAAUGCUGGAACCCUCGGAAGACAUCGAUCUCGCAAUCGUGAACGUGGACGACAAUGCCGAGCUGGUGCAAACGUUCGAGGUGAAAGCCGUACCCGCCGUGCUCGCCUUCCGAAACGGUGUCGUGGUGGACAAGUUCAUCGGCUUGGUCGAUGCGAACAUGAUCGAGAGUCUGAUUGGAAAAUUAGCGAGGAAAAAGUAGAGUCAUGGUCACUGUACCGAUUGUGCUUAGUGAAAUAGUGAUCGGUUGUCGAGCUGUGAUUGUACAUUGACCACUAGAAAUAGGCACACUGUGUGAUGUGACUUACAAAUAACAUUUGAACUAGGGUACUUUGAUUGAUACCUUUGAUGCCAAUAAACCUUAGGAUAAUACAGAUUAUAAGUUUACUAGCGUGAAUCUUUCUGGAGUGGAUAGAGAAAUACAAUCUAUUUGUUGACAUUCAA
This is a messenger RNA of Topomyia yanbarensis, 887 nucleotides long. RefSeq names its product thioredoxin, mitochondrial. The coding region runs from base 241 to 645 and encodes 134 amino acids. Gene Ontology annotation, cellular component: cytoplasm. Lineage: Eukaryota; Metazoa; Arthropoda; Insecta; Diptera; Culicidae. The record is from RefSeq and is a predicted model, not a curated record. Gene Ontology annotation, molecular function: oxidoreductase activity, acting on a sulfur group of donors, disulfide as acceptor. The transcript has 3 exons.